AUGUCUGGGAGCGCGGGAUACGAUAGGCACAUUACCAUCUUCUCAGACCAGGGUCGUCUGUACCAAGUCGAAUAUGCCUUCAAGGCCAUCACAGCUGCUAACAUCACCUCCAUCGGCGUGAGAGGGAAGAACUGCGCCGUGGUAUUGUCUCAGAAGAAAGUUGCCGAUAAAUUGAUCGACCCAUCCUCCGUUUCGCACAUCUUCCGGCUUUCCCCCACCGUCGGUUGUGUCAUGACCGGAUCGAUUGCCGAUGCCAGAGCAUCUGUCGACCGUGCCCGCGGCGAGGCGGCUGAAUUCCGAUACAAAUAUGGCUACGAGAUGCCUUGUGACGUUCUUGCGAAGAGACUGGCCAAUAUCAACCAGGUCUACACACAGAGGGCUUACAUGCGUCCGCUCGGAGUUGCGAUGACCUUGAUCUCCGUCGACUCAGAGAAUGGCCCACAGCUGUACAAAUGCGACCCUGCUGGAUACUAUGUUGGAUACAAGGCCACUGCCUCCGGUCCUAAACAGCAGGAGGCACUCAAUUACUUGGAGAAGAAGUUGAAGAACAAGGAUUACGCUGAGGGCAGCUGGGAGGAGGUUGUGGAGCUGGGCAUCACGGCCCUGAGCAAUGUGCUGAGCGUCGACUUCAAGAAGCACGAAUUGGAGAUUGGCAUCGUCGGUGGUCCCCGAGCGGAUGGCCAGGAAGGGACGGAUAUUGCAUUCCGUGCCCUGACGGAGGAGGAGAUCGACGAGCGGCUACAGGCCAUCAGCGAGAAGGACUAA
Molecule: messenger RNA, 765 nt
Organism: Aspergillus clavatus NRRL 1
Lineage: Eukaryota; Fungi; Ascomycota; Eurotiomycetes; Eurotiales; Aspergillaceae
Gene: prs2
Product: proteasome core particle subunit alpha 1
Exons: 5
Coding region: 1-765 (254 amino acids)
Biological process (GO): ubiquitin-dependent protein catabolic process
Cellular component (GO): nucleus; proteasome core complex, alpha-subunit complex; cytosol
Source: RefSeq, a predicted model, not a curated record